Penicillium argentinense is the source of this 1011-nucleotide messenger RNA. RefSeq names its product DSC3 family protein. The transcript has a single exon. Gene Ontology annotation, biological process: protein processing. Lineage: Eukaryota; Fungi; Ascomycota; Eurotiomycetes; Eurotiales; Aspergillaceae. Gene Ontology annotation, cellular component: endoplasmic reticulum; Dsc E3 ubiquitin ligase complex. The coding region runs from base 1 to 1011 and encodes 336 amino acids. The record is from RefSeq and is a predicted model, not a curated record.
AUGGCAUCGUCGGCGUUUCUCACCCCCAAACCGGGGAACAGCACCCCGGCUGAGGCCCUCCUCAUCACAGUCCGCUUCUCCGCGUCAAUCCCCGACCUCCCUUUAGACGUCCCAGAACCACAAACAACCACAGGCGCCGGCCUAAAACAACUUAUUCGGGAGAAACUACCCUCGGAUUUGUCUUCUCAUCGACUCCGCCUUAUCUACGCCGGUCGUGGAUUGGACGAUACAACCGCUCUUACGGCCUUCCUCAAACUCGCACCUUCACCGACACGUUCUCCACGCCCUGCAGAUGACUCUGAAGAUGACUCUGGGAAUGGAAAUGGAGGGAGUAAGAAUAAAGGCAAACAAGCGGUCCGCGAUACCCGACCUAGGAUAUACAUCCACUGCUCGAUCGGAGACAUUGCGCUCUCGGAAACGGAUCUCGCUACCGAAGCCUCCACGGCCUCGACUAUCCUUCUACAAAAGCAAAAGGAUGUUGAAGUGAAACUUGGUCCUAAACAUGGAUCUUCUCUUUUUCCUUCGAGCGGACAGGGAUCCACGUCCCAAAAUCAGCAGCCGCGCCGGCCAUCACCACCACCUACAACAACCCCUGCCCCGCGCGGCUUUGACCGUCUCCUCUCGGCUGGAUUUACUCCCUCUGAAGUAACAGCUCUUCGCUCACAAUUUCUCGCUGUCCACUCUGUCUCCAGAACCCCGGAUACUAUGCCCUCCGGCGAGGAACUGCGUGAUCUGGAAGAUCGAUGGAUGGACGAGGGCAGUGGGACUAUGAACUUUGGCGGCGGGGAUAUAGGAGGGAGUGGCGCUGAAGAUGAUGGUGCUCUAGGAUCUGGAUCUCGAAGCGCAAUGGACGAUAUGCUGUGGGGUGCUGUGAUGGGGUUCUUUUGGCCGGUUGGUUGUGCCAUGUGGCUGAGACGGGAGGAGGGGGUUUGGAGCUGGAGGAAGGGUGUUGCGGUUUUCGUUGGUGUUAUUUUGAAUGCCGUUUUUGGAGCUAUGAGGAUCAUGGAUUGA